Messenger RNA from Phytophthora nicotianae INRA-310, 620 nucleotides. RefSeq lists its product as hypothetical. The transcript is spliced from 3 exons. The record is from RefSeq and is a predicted model, not a curated record. Bases 68 to 319 code for a protein of 83 amino acids. Lineage: Eukaryota; Oomycota; Peronosporomycetes; Peronosporales; Peronosporaceae.
GUGAGCAAGACUUUCAUAUUGCUGGUGGCUGCAAGCAAAGCGAUCACCGUUUACAACCAAGGUCGCGAUGGAAGGCGCUAGCUUCACCCCCCAGCAGAAGGCCGAGCUCGUCAAUCGAGUCCGCUCGGAAGUCCAACAGCAGGCGCUGCAGGAGUUGACACAGAACCUACAAGAGAAGUGCUUCGACAAGUGCAUCACGCGUCCCAAUGGCAAGCUUGAUGGCAAGCAGCAAAACUGUCUUGCUUUGUGCAUCAACAGAUACAUCGAUACCAUGAAGGUGGUCUCGGAAGUCAUGGUGCAGCGCGGUCCCCAGGGUUAAGUGCUCGGAUCGCUAGGUGUUGUUGGCCUCGAGUCGACAGCAGGGAACAUCUAACCAAAGAGGCUGCAGUGGUAACGGAUCGUGAGCUUGUAGUUUCUUUAGAGGAAUGCUGCACUUCAAUACACAACGCGUAUGCCUCUGAGAUCCAGUGUCUGUUUGGUUCUGGCAAUGAUUGUCAUAGCUAGAAUCUAUCAUCGGUGAUGAUUCAGUACUUGCACGCAUACUUUAGCGGAUACUGCAGUACGAGGUGUGAGGCAAAAAAGAAAAUGAGAGAACACCGGUAUGACGGGGUUGAACUGCU